This is a messenger RNA of Diaporthe citri, 1008 nucleotides long. RefSeq lists its product as uncharacterized. The record is from RefSeq and is a predicted model, not a curated record. The coding region runs from base 1 to 1008 and encodes 335 amino acids. Lineage: Eukaryota; Fungi; Ascomycota; Sordariomycetes; Diaporthales; Diaporthaceae. The transcript is spliced from 3 exons.
AUGUCUUUCGUUGCUGUCAAGGCCCUCGUUGCCAUCGUGGCCGGCGCCACCUCUGUGGCUGCUCACGGUCAUGUUACCGGUAUCAACGUGGCUGGCACCUGGUACGAGGGUUAUGACCCAACUUCGUUCCCUUACAUGUCAGACCCUCCGACAGUCGUGGGCUGGACCGCAUCCGACACCGACAACGGCUUCGUGGCCCCGAGCGCCUACGCGUCAGGGGACAUCAUCUGCCACAAGUCCGCCACCAACGCCAAGGGCUACGCGACCGCCAAGGCGGGCGACACCAUCGAGGUCUACUGGAACACCUGGCCCACCUCCCACAAGGGGCCAGUCAUCGACUACCUCGCCAAGUGCGCCGGCGACGACUGCGUGACGGCAGACAAGACGGCCCUCGAGUUCUUCAAGAUCGACGCCGUCGGCCUGGCCGACGCCUCGGCCUCCACCUGGGGAACAGAUGAGCUCAUCAGCAACAACAACUCGUGGGUCCUCCAGAUCCCGUCGACCCUCGCGACCGGCAACUACGUGCUCCGCCACGAGAUCAUCGCGCUGCACUCGGCCGGGUCGGCCGGCGGCGCCCAGAACUACCCCCAGUGCUUCAACCUCGCCAUCACCGGCACCGGCUCGCUCCAGCCCUCCGGGACGCUCGGCGAGGCCUUGUACAAGGAGAGCGAUGCGGGCAUCUUGGUCAACAUCUACAACUCCCUCACUUCAUAUGAUAUCCCGGGUCCCACGCAGAUCGCUGCUGGUACCAACUUGGCUCAGUCUGCUGUCCCUAUCACUGCCAGCGCAAGUGCAGUCGUCAGCGGUGCUUCCGGUGCAGCUGCGGCAUCCACUUCGGCUGCUCAGACUACCCCGACUGGCUCUGGUGCUGCGUCUCAGGCGCCUUCGGCUGUGGCCCCGACCGGCUCAGCUGCCGCCGCCCAGACGAGCUCAGCUUCCCCUGCCGCCACGUCUGCCGCCAAGUCCUGCAAGAAGCGCCGCCACGCCCGCGACGUCGCCAGGGCUUAA